CUUGUGUAUAUUAUAUAGUUUGAUGUUAAGAAAGAAGUAGUAUAUUAUACGUCAUCUUUGUCUCUUUAUAUUUCAUCUCUUGACAUUACCAAAUUACAUAACAUAAACCAUGGCAACUUCUGCAACAUCUAAGCUCUUAGUGUCUGAUUUUGCCUCUACCAUUAGUCAUAUCCCUUCAAGUUACGUCCGGCCCAUCUCCGACCGUCCAAACUUGUCUGAUGUCGCAAGUUCCGGCGAUUCCAUCCCUCUUAUCGAUCUCCGGGACCUCUAUGGACCUAAUCGCGCCGCGAUUGUUCAUCAACUUGCUAAGGCUUGUUCUACUUAUGGUUUCUUUCAGAUCAAGAAUCAUGGUGUGCCGGAUACAACAAUCGAGAAAAUGAUAACUGUUGCAAGAGAGUUCUUCCAUCAACCGGAGAGCGAAAGAGUCAAGCACUACUCCGCAGACCCAACAAAGACGACGAGAGUCUCCACCAGUUUUAAUAUCAGUGCAGACAAAAUCUUGAACUGGAGAGACUUCCUUAGAAUCCAUUGCUUUCCCAUUGAAGAUUUCAUUCAAGAAUGGCCUACUAGUCCUGUCUCCUUCAGAGAAGUCACAGCUGAAUACGCCACGAGCCUAAGAGCUUUGAUCUUGAGACUUCUUGAGGCUAUCUCAGAGAGCUUAGGUCUUGAAAGAGACCAUAUAAGCAAUAUAUUAGGCCAACACGCUCAGCACAUGGCGUUUAAUUACUAUCCGCCAUGUCCCGAGCCCGAGCUAACUUAUGGACUUCCUGGACAUAAAGACCCAACGGUUAUCACUGUCCUUCUUCAAGACCAAGUCUCUGGUUUACAAGUCUUUAAAGAUGAUAAGUGGGUCUCUGUUAAACCAAUUCCAAACACUUUCAUCGUCAACAUCGGCGACCAAAUGCAGGUCAUAAGCAAUGACAAAUACAAGAGUGUACUCCACAGAGCAAUAGUAAACACCGAGAAGGAGCGAUUAUCGAUUCCAACAUUCUGUUUCCCUGCCGCAGAAGCAGUGAUUAGUCCUGCACAUGAACUGAUCAGUAAACAAGAUUCUCUUGCUGUUUACAGAAGCUUCCCUUUUGUUGAGUACUGGGACAAGUUCUGGAACAGGUCGCUCGCUACUGCGAGCUGUCUCGAUGCCUUCAAAGCUUCAACAACCUAAAGAGAGUCUAUCUUGUAAUCAAUCUCGACUGGCUCUUACCAAGAGCUAAUAGCUCAACGGGUAAAAACCUAGAGAUUGCAAGUUCGAGUGGUUCUUGGGACGAGAACAUAUAACAUGCUUUGGUCUCAGAAAAAGACAAAUUUUGACCGGCUCUUUAGCUAUUGUAUGGAUUUCAAUAUCAGUUUGUUUCUUAUAAAUAAAGACUU
Molecule: messenger RNA, 1368 nt
Organism: Capsella rubella
Lineage: Eukaryota; Viridiplantae; Streptophyta; Magnoliopsida; Brassicales; Brassicaceae
Product: protein DMR6-LIKE OXYGENASE 1
Exons: 3
Coding region: 110-1162 (350 amino acids)
Source: RefSeq, a predicted model, not a curated record